UGCUUUGUGUUUUACUGAUCUGUCAGUUAUUUAAUUUCGAGCAAAGAUACAGCAUAUUUAAAAAGUGAAAACGCUUCCGAUUGCCAUUGGUAAUCGGUAUGUUGUUCGCUGUUCCUGAGUGUCGUGAAAAACUUGAAAGUUUGGCAGGUCACAUAAAAAAUAGUGAACAAAGUGUUACCAAAGAAACCGUAGUCACCCGUCGCUUCCGUAAGAAUAAACAAAUCGAGCGGUAUCUGCUGCAGUAGUGUGUGGAUAUUAGUCAUCAUCGCAAAAUAUCGCUGCAUUUGUUUCUGAGUUAAGUGUAAAGCGCAGCAAAUUGGGUUUAUUUCGGCAAAUGAGCUCGCCCGUAGUUGCAGGACACGAACAGACACUCGAAAAUAUGGAAGUGGAGUCUGAUGAACAAGAUUGGUCUUUGGUUCCCACGGUUGACGAAUCUAGAACAGCCUGGCUCAGUAAACCACCAAUGGAAAGGUUUAUUAGCAUUUUGGAUCAGCUGGACUCGAAGGUAGAGAAACUUCGCAAAGAUGCUCUAAUGCUGCAGGAGAAGAAAGACUUUCUGGCAAUGUCUGUGGACGUGCUCAAAAACAACGAAUAUUUAACCGGUUUAAAUGAGAACGAGCGGGAGGAAAUAAGCUGCUACGUUCAGCGAAUAAGUGGGCGUCUGUCGACAGUGGAGCUAAGUGUCUGCACCGUCCGUGACCGUGCCCAGGAGGACUCGUUACACCACAUCAACAGUUUGAUCGAUGCACUGAUCUCUAGCUCAGAUCCGGUGGUUUCGCGUAUGCGCUGCCAGCAGUUUCUGAAUGCCUGCAGCACCGCCGACACCAGCACCUAUUCUGAUUUGGAUCAAGCGCUCUGCUCGGAUAAAAAGUUUGAAAGUGUUUUACUUGGGUGUACUUUGGAUGAUCAGAAAACGAUCAAGAAACGACUGCAGGCAUUGUUGGCCUACCUUACCCAGCAGACCAUCGUGCAUUGAGUUGAAAAGGAACCCGAAAACGCUUGAAAUGGCAAGUAGUUUAAGUUUUAGUUAGCGUGUAGAAGAAAAACUAUUCAUUAUUCAGACUGAAGAUAAACAACAUAUGGAUGGCAAGCAUCCACCAAUUAAAAGCCCAACAUGAUAUAUAAAACGAAAAAUAGCUGCCAUUCGAAUGGGAUUUAUUAAUCAUUUGUUUAUCCUUUGUCUAAGCGAUGUUUCAGAGUUUCAUUUAUUCUUAAUAACUAUUGUAACAAAGCAAGUUGUAUAAUGAUAGCAGGGGCUUUAAGCUGAAUAAUUUAACAGAUCUUUUGUUCGAAAACUUUAUUAAAGGAAAACU
Molecule: messenger RNA, 1313 nt
Organism: Sabethes cyaneus
Lineage: Eukaryota; Metazoa; Arthropoda; Insecta; Diptera; Culicidae
Product: BAG family molecular chaperone regulator 2
Exons: 4
Coding region: 335-976 (213 amino acids)
Biological process (GO): protein stabilization
Molecular function (GO): adenyl-nucleotide exchange factor activity; protein-folding chaperone binding
Source: RefSeq, a predicted model, not a curated record